Clavispora lusitaniae ATCC 42720 is the source of this 408-nucleotide messenger RNA. RefSeq lists its product as uncharacterized. Lineage: Eukaryota; Fungi; Ascomycota; Pichiomycetes; Serinales; Metschnikowiaceae. The record is from RefSeq and is a predicted model, not a curated record.
AUGGAAUCUACUCUGGGACUGAAGGAGAUCAUAGAUCAAUAUGAAAAUGACCAUUUCAGCUUCCAAUUGAUCGAAUUUGAUGACAAAAUCAUCCUUAAUGUAAUGAUCAAUGGCAUCGUGGACACAACUUUGGAUAUUCCAAUGCCCACUCAAUCGCACAUCAACGAUCCAUUGCAAGACGAGCAAUCUCUUGGCGUGGAGCCUGUCGUGCUAUUAGGAGAUCCGCAUAAUAUUAAAAUUCAGGUGGUGGCUAGCCAAAUCGGCAAAGUGGUACAACUACUGAGGAGACCCCGCAACAUCAUUUUGAGCAUUGCAUCACGGUACUUCGGCAAAGGCGACGUUACCCAAGACGGCGAUUUUGAAAAGGUCAUGUUUGUUGUACAGCACGUAAAGGAGUUGUUGCUGUAA